AUGUCCGAAACAUCAUCACCCCAAAAAGAAGCAACCGACAACCUCCCCACCCCAACCUUCGCCGGCCGUCUCAAACUCUCGGAAUUCAUCUUCACCCCCGAGCAAAAGAAAUCCAUGCCUCUCCAACAACCCCUCCGUAAAAGCCCCCGGCUUCUCGCAUCAACCUCCUCAUCAACACCACUCCUCCAACCCUCCCCAUCCAUACCAUCCCCCCUCAAACGCUCCCCCUCAGAACCACCAUCAUCAAUAUCCUCCCCUUCAAAACGCAAACGCCCCAAACCCCUCCCCACCCCACCCGGCCCGCUCCCCCUCCUCCCAGACGCCAUCGCUCCCAACCUCAUCCUCCUCUUCGUCGGCCUGAAUCCCGGCCUGCUAACUUCCUCUACCGGCCACGCCUACGCCCACCCGACAAAUCUCUUCUGGCGCCUGCUCCACUCAUCCGGCAUCACCCCCCGCCUCUGCGCGCCACAAGAAGACCGGCUCCUCCCCUCCCUCUUCUCCCUCGGGCUCACCAACAUUGUCCCCCGACCAACACGGAACGGGGCAGAGCUUUCAAAGAAGGAGAUGGAUGCUGGCGUUGCGGUCCUGGAAGAGAAAAUCAGGGAGUUUAAGCCGGAGGCGGUGUGUAUUGUUGGGAAGAGCAUUUGGGAGAGCGUGUGGAGGGUGAGGCAUGGGAGGGGGAUCAAGAAGGAGGAGUUUAGGUAUGGGUGGCAGGAGCGGGGGGAGGAUAUGGGAAAGGUGGAGGGGUUGGGGGAGUGGAAUGGGGCGAGGGUGUUUGUUGCUUGCAGUACUAGUGGGUUGGCGGCUACGUUGAAGCCGAGGGAGAAGGAGGAGAUUUUUGGGGAGUUGGGGGAGUGGGUUGUCAAGAGGAGGAGGGAGAGGGAGGAGGAGAAGGGGGUGGGGAGUGGAACGGAUGGUGGUGAGGAUGGUGGUGAGGGUAUAGGGCAGGUUGAUGAUGCAGAGGUCAAGCAGGAAUCAUAA
Molecule: messenger RNA, 981 nt
Organism: Podospora bellae-mahoneyi
Lineage: Eukaryota; Fungi; Ascomycota; Sordariomycetes; Sordariales; Podosporaceae
Gene: thp1
Product: uracil DNA N-glycosylase Thp1
Exons: 1
Coding region: 1-981 (326 amino acids)
Biological process (GO): base-excision repair, AP site formation
Molecular function (GO): uracil DNA N-glycosylase activity; pyrimidine-specific mismatch base pair DNA N-glycosylase activity
Source: RefSeq, a predicted model, not a curated record